AUGUUGGAUCUCGGAAUCGUAUUUAGGAUUAACGAAAUAAACUGUAAAAGACGACGCCGCGCUGUAGCCGCGGCCCAUAAUAAAGCCCUGUUUGACUCGGGUCAACCCUGUCCAGUCUCGCUGCUACUUCCCAUAUCCCUUUGGGACUCGAGAUAUUUUCGUGUUCCUUUUGUCUGCAAUCAGAGAUUUUGCAACCCUAAUUCGAUCUCGAGAUCUAAUCAGCUCUGCUCAGUUCUCAGUAUGGGAGACAACAACGAAGCUUACGAGGAGGAGCUUCUAGACUAUGAGGAAGAGGACGAGAAGGUCUUAGAUUCUGGAAAUAAAGUUAAUGGCGAUGCAGUCAAGAAAGGUUAUGUGGGAAUACACAGUUCUGGAUUCAGAGACUUUCUUUUGAAGCCGGAGCUUCUUCGAGCUAUUGUUGACUCUGGAUUUGAGCAUCCAUCCGAAGUGCAACAUGAAUGUAUCCCUCAAGCUAUCUUGGGCAUGGAUGUUAUCUGCCAAGCUAAAUCUGGUAUGGGAAAGACCGCUGUCUUUGUGCUUUCCACUCUGCAACAGAUCGAGCCAUCUCCUGGCCAGGUGUCUGCACUUAUCUUGUGCCAUACAAGGGAGUUAGCUUACCAGAUCUGCAAUGAGUUUGUGCGAUUCAGUACCUAUCUCCCUGAUACGAAGGUUUCAGUCUUCUACGGAGGAGUCAACAAUAAAAUUCACAAAGAGUUGCUGAAGAAUGAAUGUCCCCACAUUGUUGUUGGAACACCUGGUCGUGUCCUUGGACUCGCCAGGGACAAAGAUCUCUCUUUGAAGAAUGUGAGGCACUUUAUUCUUGACGAGUGUGAUAAAAUGCUCGAGUCUCUUGACAUGAGGAGGGAUGUGCAGGAGAUUUUCAAAAUGACACCUCACGACAAACAAGUCAUGAUGUUCUCAGCAACGCUCAGCAAAGAGAUACGCCCAGUCUGCAAGAAAUUUAUGCAAGAUCCAAUGGAAAUAUAUGUUGAUGAUGAAGCCAAAUUGACUCUUCAUGGGCUUGUCCAGCACUACAUCAAACUGAGCGAGACGGAGAAAAACCGCAAGUUGAAUGACCUUCUGGACGCAUUGGACUUCAAUCAAGUUGUCAUAUUUGUGAAGAGUGUUAGCAGGGCUGGGGAGCUAAACAAGUUGCUUAUUGAAUGCAAUUUUCCUUCAAUAUGCAUUCACUCUGGAAUGUCUCAGGAAGAGAGGCUGACUCACUACAAAAGUUUCAAGGAAGGCCACAAGAGAAUUCUUGUGGCGACAGACCUGGUAGGGAGAGGUAUUGACAUUGAGCGUGUCAACAUUGUUAUCAAUUACGACAUGCCAGAUUCUGCUGAUACAUAUCUUCACAGGGUCGGGAGAGCCGGUAGGUUUGGAACAAAGGGUCUCGCGAUCACAUUUGUGGCAUCAGCUUCAGAUUCUGAAGUUCUUAAUCAGGUGCAAGCUAGAUUUGAGGUUGAUAUAAAGGAGCUUCCUGAGCAGAUUGAUACUUCCACUUACAUGCCCUCUUAAAGUAGCAUCGGAGGAACUUCAGGUUAUAACAGGCGUCAUGGAGCUUUGCAAUCAUCAGUCAUCAUCACCUCUAAAUUUGUAUUCUAGCCGUUUUCUUUGUGGACAAAAAAAAAAAUCAUUUUAGACCGUUUUAUAACUCUUCCGUGAAGGAGAUUGAGUUGCUCUCUAGAUUGUACCGUUAAAACAUCUCAUGUUUGUGUAUAAUAUUUAUAAUGCUUUGUGCAUCACAAGAUCUAUAGUCUUUUAACCAAGAUGUACUGGUUCGUGCAUUCUUGGGAACCCGUGC
This is a messenger RNA of Eruca vesicaria subsp. sativa (arugula), 1804 nucleotides long. Lineage: Eukaryota; Viridiplantae; Streptophyta; Magnoliopsida; Brassicales; Brassicaceae. The record is from the annotation of a GenBank genome assembly.